Myripristis murdjan (pinecone soldierfish) is the source of this 3933-nucleotide messenger RNA. RefSeq names its product F-box and WD repeat domain containing 2 (gene fbxw2). NCBI's taxonomy places the organism in Eukaryota, Metazoa, Chordata, Actinopteri, Holocentriformes, Holocentridae. The record is from RefSeq and is a predicted model, not a curated record. Gene Ontology annotation, molecular function: protein binding. The transcript is spliced from 8 exons. Bases 326 to 1690 code for a protein of 454 amino acids.
GCCUGUGGGCAGAGAGGAAUAGCAUUUCCAUUAUCUUUUGGCUUUCACACUGUCAGGGCUUGUUACCCUGCUAACCUAUUACCCAAAAAAAAUCCAUGGUGGGGGAAUGUAUAGAGAGCUGUUCUGGUAGCUACGUAUGUACCUGGAGAAAAGGCGUUAGGCCCCUCACAGGGUUUAGAUACGUAGUUAGUUGGACCUUCCUUUCAACUUGCUGACAGGUUAGCUAGUUAACAGCUCACGAUAGCUAGCAAUGUGAACUAAGCCAUCAAAGUGGUGGUACAGAAACUCUCCACAACAGCUAACUGGUCAUCGCUCUCAUGUGCCCAUGGAGAAGGCAGCCUUUGAGGGGUGGCUGGAGUCAGUCUCCACCUCUUUCCUUUUGCUGAAUGACCAGCAGCGCAAUCAGUCCCUGGACCAGCUCAUAUCCCUGAGCGGUGCUGCCCAGCUCCGUCAUCUUUCCAAUGGACUGGAGACAUUGCUCAAGCGUGACUUCCUGCGCCUCCUUCCACUGGAGCUGACCUUUUACCUGCUGCGCUGGCUGGAUCCCCAGACCCUGCUCACCUGCUGCCUGGUGUGUAAGCAGUGGAAUAAGGUGAUAAACUCCUGUACGGAGGUAUGGCAGGGUGUGUGUCGCGAACUUGGCUGGCGGAUCGACGAGUCGAUUCAGGAUGCGUCGCACUGGAAGGGGGUCUACUUAAAGGCCAAGCUCCGCAUGAUGCAGCUGAAGGAUCAGGAAGCUUUCGAGACAUCCUCACUCAUUGGCCACAGUGCUCGUGUUUAUGCCCUCUACUAUAAGGAUGGCCUUCUCUGCACAGGGUCUGACGACCUUUCUGCCAAACUAUGGGAUGUCCACACUGGGCAGUGCAUCUAUGGCAUUCAGACACACACAUGCGCCACAGUGAAAUUUGAUGAACAGAAGCUGGUCACUGGGUCCUUUGACAACACCAUUGCAUGCUGGGAGUGGAGCACGGGGGCUAAAAUCCAGCAGUUCCGUGGACACACAGGGGCAGUCUUCAGUGUCGACUACAAUGACGAGCUGGACACACUCGUGAGUGGCUCUGCAGAUUUCACAGUGAAGGUCUGGGCUUUGUCAGCUGGUGCUUGUCUCAACACUUUAACAGGGCACACUGAGUGGGUCACCAAGGUGAUACUGCAGAAAAGUGAAGUAGAAUCUAUGGUGCACAGUCCUGGUGAUUAUAUCCUCUUAAGUGCUGAUAAGUAUGAAAUUAAGGUUUGGCCUUUAGGGAGAGAGAUAAACUGCAAGUGCUUGAAGACCCUGUCAGUGUCGGAGGAUCGCAGCGUCAGCCUUCAGCCACGCCUGCAGUUUGAUGGACGCUACAUUGUCUGCAGCUCUGACCUCGGAGUUUAUCAGUGGGACUUUGCCAGUUUUGAGAUUCUCAGGGUGAUAAAAAUGCAGGACCCGGCAAACCUCUCCUUGCUCAGCUUUGGCGAGGUGUUCGCCCUCCUAUUUGACAACCACUUCCUCUAUGUGAUGGACCUGAGGACAGAGGCUAUAUCAGGCCGCUGGCCUCUGCCAGCCUACAGAAAGUCUAAACGAGGAUCCAGUUUCCUGGCUGGUGUGACUUCAUGGCUCAAUGGCCUGGAUGGGGGGAAUGACUCUGGACUUGUGUUUGCCACGAGCAUGCCCGACCAUAGCAUUCACUUAGUUCUGUGGAAGGAGAAUGGAUAAAUUAAAAAAAUAUACACCAAACACUAGACUGCUUGGAUAUGAACUGCCAUUUCCAUGUGUGCUCUGGAAUAUAUGAAAAUUCACAGCCAAGUUAGAUAAUGCAUGGACCAAAGUGUUUUUGUUUGGUUAUUUUUCUACUAUUUCUUUCUCAGUAUACACUCCUCCAGAAACAAACAUGAUGUCUCGCAGAAGGAGUACAAAUGAAUGACAAACUUUCAAAGAUGGACAGAACCCUCACUGAUUACACUCAUUCAGUGCUAGAUAAGCACUUGUUUGUGAUUGCUCACAAAACCUGUGAACCUCUCAUCAUUUUUCUGAUCAUGGACAAGAGAAGAUGGCUGAAAGAAGACAACCCUUGAAGCCCACAAUAAUGUCGACAGCAAAUACAAAAGUAAUGUUAAAGAAUUUAACAUAAAUUACUACUAUAAAUAUUCUCCUCUAUUAGAUUUUCCUUAGACUUGGAAGAAGUGUUUUGGAAAUGUUUUUUUGGCAAAUGAGCUCACUGGUCAACUUAACAUUGUGCACUGAGAAUGUUGGUAGGGGUUUCACCUCGGUGUCUAGUGAUUAUGUAGUGACAUCGGCCACUUCUACUUUUCCCCAUAAUAAGCCUUGACCGAUGUGCUGUAGCUAAAAUAUGCUAUCAUUGCUUUACAGCCAAAUGGUAAGCUGAUCAUAGAGCGUAUCUGCCAAAAAAUAUUUAGCAAGUUACUUUAAAGGGAUGGUAAACAGGGAUUCAUUCAGGCUGGGGAGAAUAGAAAGUGAGGUUGUGUUCUGAUUGGAUCGCUCCAUUCGUACAUAUGAAAGUAACUUUUUAAUCCCCAGCAAAAUCGUUUGAGUCAGGAGAAAACAAACAACAGGCCUCUCUCUGCAUAGACCAUAAAUCAUUUUAUUAUGAAACAUUUUGCACAUUUUAGUUUACCAUCCCUUUAAGAAAAGCAGGGCUGCCUUAAAAUACAGGACUCGGUAAUAUUGGAGAAUAUCUCCCUUAACAUUGGUGCAACAUGCCCUACGUUUUUACAGACCAUCAAGGAGGAUGUGUGUUGGAAAGUGUCUGGUACGUUGUGUUUGUACCAUGUGAUAUACUGAGAGGAAAUGUCAUGUAAUUCCACCGAUUUGCUAUAUGCUUUUCUAAGGGAUGUCUGUUUUAAACAUGUCAGCUUGAGAGAUGUGGUUAGGUGCCUUUUCAUUUGAUUUGAUGUUACAAACUAGAAUCCUUUGAUGAGUCUGGCACAUUGCAAUAAGGUGAUGACUGCAUUGUAAAUCUUAUUUUUAAUUUUUUUCAUACUUACCAUGCUGAAACCGUCUAAGAUGUCUGUAAUUUUAAUCGCUGACAUAACUUGCUCAGUGAAUUGCUUUUAUGAAUUGUCAACUGUGUUAAACAUCAGGUUUAUUUUUCUAAAGGCCUCAGUGUGUAAUACAGUUGAGUAAGUGACUUGGCAUGCAGUUGGCUCUGCAAGUUGAUGAUUUUAGACAUAGAGGUUAAGUUUGAAUACAUGGUUCUUGGCAUAGGCGGAGAAACAUUUAUCUCAAAUCAUACCCCGUUCAGUUAGUUUUUACCACUAUUUUAUUUUACGUUUUUCCUCAAAUGGAAGUUUUUCUGCUUGUACCUCCACUUUCAGUUCUACAAAACUGGAAUUUCCACUAACAAUUGUGCGCUUUUUCUCAGAAUGUGUCUUCCUAUGCAGUGGCAGGCCACAAGUCACCAUUGACAGACAGCAGAGGACAUGGAACGACAAUGUUCACCAAACCUCAUUAAUCACAGAACAGCUUGCUGACGUUCUGUAUUGACCAUAAUCGUUCUUCACAUGCCUUUGUGCACGGAUAUUUCCAAUUGAGUGAAGUUUACUCAAAUCUAAUUUAAAUGCCACAAUGAUAUUCUUUACAAUCGUCAGUUCCAUAUAAUUCAAGUAAUUGCACUACAUCAUGCCCCACCUGUCACCACUCAGUUAAACUGUGCCAGAUUUACCUCGGCCCAGCAUUUUCACAUUUGGUUUGGAAUUAUAAUAACAUAUGUUGUACAUACAGUGAAGAAUUGACACGGGCCAGCGUACGCAUAAAAUAGGACACAAUUUUUUUUUUUUUUUUGUUAUGUUAGACGACUGAGGUUCAGUUGUCGUUGCAUUGGAGUACUGCACAACAUUUAAUUUCACUAAACUUAAUAUUGCACCAUCUUAGCGGCUCAACUGCAUCCAUCUACGGUCAGCUUAACUAUUGCAGUCUUUCAAAUAAAUGAAAGUAGCAAA